This is a messenger RNA of Opisthocomus hoazin, 1089 nucleotides long. It is a transcript of the gene ANXA10, whose product is annotated as annexin A10. NCBI's taxonomy places the organism in Eukaryota, Metazoa, Chordata, Aves, Opisthocomiformes, Opisthocomidae. Gene Ontology annotation, molecular function: calcium ion binding; phosphatidylserine binding; calcium-dependent phospholipid binding. The record is from RefSeq and is a predicted model, not a curated record. Gene Ontology annotation, cellular component: vesicle membrane; plasma membrane; nucleus.
AUGGAGUCCCUCAAGAUCAAGAAUGAGACGUACAAAAUGUUAACAGCAGCAGUUCUGCCAGUUUCAGCAAUGCAGGGUAACAUCAUUAUUAGAGAUCACACACAGAAAAUGGCUCCCCACAGUACCACAGAGAUACAAGGAACGAUUUUUCCUGCUCCAAAUUUUAACCCUAUUAUGGAUGCUCAGUUGCUAGGAGGAGCCCUACAGGGAAUUAGUUGUGAAAAAGAUGUGUUGAUUGAUAUCCUAACGCAGCGUUGCAAUUCACAGCGGCUUAUGAUUGCUGAGGCAUACAGAGACAUGUAUGGCAGGGAUCUGAUAACGGACCUAAAAGAGAAUCUCUCUCAUCACUUCAAAGAAGUAAUGGUUGGCUUGAUGUAUCCACCUGCCUCCUACGAUGCCCAUGAGCUCUGGCAUGCCUUGAAGGGAGCAGACACAGAAGAAAGAUGUCUAAUCGACAUAUUAGCCUCAAGAUCAAAUAUGGAGAUUUUCCAGAUGAAAGAAGCCUACUUAAUGCAAUAUAACAAUGAUCUUCAACAAGACAUCGAUUCUGAGACCUCAGGACACUUCAGAGAUACGCUCAUGAACCUUGCUCAGGGAACAAGGAUGGAGGGAUACGCAGAUCCUUCUACAGCUGCUCAGGAUGCAAUGAUUCUAUGGGAAGCAUGUCAGCGGAAAACAGGCGAACACAAAAACAUGCUGCAAAUGAUUCUCUGCAACAAGAGUUACCAGCAGUUGUGGAUGGUUUUCCAGGAGUUCCAAAAUAUCUCUGGGCAAGACAUAGUAGAUGCCAUUAACGAAUGUUAUGAUGGAUAUUUUCAAGAAUUACUGGUUGCAAUAGUUCUCUGUGUGCGUGACAAGCCUUCCUACUUUGCCUACAGGCUUUAUAAUGCAAUUCACGACUUUGGGUUUCACAAUAAAACAGUUAUAAGGAUCCUCAUUUCCAGGAGUGAGAUUGACUUGAUGAAUAUACGACAGCGAUACAAAGAGAGAUAUGGGAAAUCACUCUUUCAUGACAUUAAACAUUUUGCUUCGGGGCAUUAUGAGAGUGCUUUACUUGCUAUCUGUGCCGGUGAUGCUGAAGAUUAUUAA